GUAGCAUCAUGUUUUCUGGCUUCAGAAAUGUGAUGGAAAACCUUGCACAACCACAACCUCGACCAAGCCAUCCAGGCCGCUCUGAAUCUCAGGAACUCGCAACAGACUCGGAGCGGUUGAAUCACCAGCAUGCGCGUGGUUCCGCGUCCUUUGACCUGUCCAGCGUUGCACAUUCCACAGGCACUCUCGCCGAGUCAGCUUUUAGUAACCUACGUAAAUCGCUUGCUGCGCAGCGUCCAUAUACAGCUACUUCGCCAUCAGCAGAGUCUCCUCGUGCUGGUAGCUCUUCACCGAAGCCAGACCGCGAGCUUAGACCAGUGUCGAAACCCGGACUUGAGGAGCGAUUGCGCGCGUCUUUUGCUAUCGGGGAUGUAUCUACUUCUCCAACACCGACACCCUCGCAUGCACCCUCACCAGGCCCUCACCGGCCAGCACCAACGAACGAAGUUGUGUCACCCAGAUCGGUCCCUCUUCCCGAUUCUGUACCCACCUCGCCCGUACCAAUUGAUAUACCAGCUCCCAUCCCAUUAUCUCUUCAGAUUAUGGAUGUACCGUUAGAAAGCCAUCCAUUGGCGGAAGAUGUGGUGGAACCUUCAGUCGGUAAUGGUGGGGAUAGUACUGCAAAGAGCAGGGACUUCAAGAUUACGAUUUCGCCUACACCUCGAUAUCCAGAAGCGGAUAUUCCGCUCCCUCUCGCGUCACCUGUACCGACUAAUCUGUCGGCAUCGCAGUCAUCUCAAUCGUCUCAUCUCUCUGCUUCUCCAGUUUUGGAAAGCCCUGCGAAACCAAGCGGAACGGAAGAGGAUACUGAAGGUCUAGAAACCAGACUGAAGCUCCUGGAGGCUCAAUUUAAUGACGUAAGCACUUCUCUGAAGCGAUUAACUGCAAGCCAAGACGCCGUAAACGCCGUGCUUGCGGAACUCACCCCAGUUCGAAACGUGGAAGACGUAGAAGAACUUAGGAAGUGUCUGCAGGAUCUGAACCAGCAACGAAACCUGUCGCAAGAAGAAAUUAAACGCUUGAAUGGCAAGCUGAGCACGUACGACGAGCGGAUUGACGAACUCCGCGAUACCCAUCGUCUAGAAAGCCGCUCACAGACAGAACUAGUUGACAAUCUUCGCAAACAGCUUGAAGAAUCCGAGGCUCUUCUAAAAGCCGCUCAAGUUUCGACGAUGCAGGCAGAGGAGGACGCCCGGGCUCGACAAGUGGAAAUUGAACAGGCUCGUGCAGAGGCGCAGAAACUCAGGAAUACCGCUAAGGACGAAGAGGAGAAACGGGUGAAGGCCGUUAGUCUUCUGAAAACCGUACGGCAAAAACUUACCAAGGCGGAGAAAGAGAGGGAUGAUGCCGUCAAGGAAGUUGAAUCCCUGAAGGAAAAGGAGAGAGCGGCAUUGGAACGGGAAAGGCUUGAAAAAGCAAGAUUCGAAAAUGAGAUUGAAGUUGUUCGUGGCGAAAAGGAGAGGGAUAUCGCAGGCUUGAAGUCUCAUUUUGACAAGGAACUGGCUGGUAUGAGGGAUAAGUUGGAAAAGGAGUUUACCGCUCGCAAAGGUCAAAUAGAGCUGGAGGUUGCAUCGAUCAAGGCAGCUUUCCAGAAGGAAGUCUCUGCGAAGAACGCAAAAAUCCAGACGCUCGAGAACUCCGUCCGAUCUUUGAACUCCGAACGCGAUUCUCUGUUCGAUCAACUCCAAAUGCGACAGGCUGAAGUCGAAUCUUCUCAGUCAGCUCUUGAAUCAUUACAGAGCAGUACAUCGGAAUUGCAGUUCCAGCUUAGAGAAUUGACGGAGCGCAACUCACUCUUGGCAGAAGAGCUGGCUGACGCGCAGAGGGAACUUGAAUAUCGCUUGCAGAAGCCUGCUGCGCCGGCAAAUGAUGAUGUCCGCCUACGUGCUGUCUCGGAAGCGAAGUAUGAGGCGAGGAUUAACGAGCUAACUGCCCGAUUGACGGAGGUUGAGCGCGAUAGAAACGACACGGAAGUUGCACUUAGUCGGAGUCUGCAGCAGAAGACACAAGAGAUUGAAGCACUCAAAAAGAGCAUAGACACGUCUUCUCAGACGAAGGGGGUUACGGAAGAGGAGAUGAUGAAGUUACGGCGUGAGAUCGAAGCCCUUCAACACGAGACAUCCGUGUACAAAGAACAACUAGUCGAGUUGGAUCGUCAGAAGGAUCGUGUGAAUGAGCUUGAGGCAAGGCUACAAAAGCAAAAUUCCGAUUUCGAAGAGCGGUCAGAGCAGUACGAACGUGACGUUGCCGAAGCCAAGGAAAGAGAACGGCAAGUCAGGGCAUCGAACAAAACUCUGCGGGAAGAGCUCCGAAAAGUACAGACUUCAGCCGCAUUCCUUGAACGACAGAGAAAUCCUGGCAUAGGCUAUUGGGGAAAUGUCGCACGGCAUGAGAAUUCUUCCGAAGCAAUUCUAUCAUCCCCCACUCCAUCCACACCAGAACUUGCGUCGACGUCGCGAGUAGGCUCCCCAUCACCCGCAACAAGUGAUCAGGAGGUUAACCUGGAGUACCUCCGAAACGUCAUUCUGCAAUUUUUAGAACAUAAAGAUAUGAGACCUCACCUUGUUCGCGUUCUUUCCAUUAUCCUUCACUUUACUCCACAGGAAACUCGUCGUCUAAUAGCGAAAGUCUAGAUAUCAGCUUACUCACCGUUUAUAAUUGUUUAUUUACUGUUGCAUGGCUGGUCUAUACCGUUGCAUAGAUUUGCUUUCUCUUGUGUAUCCUUAUCAUUUGGAGGACAUUAAUUU
This is a messenger RNA of Fomitiporia mediterranea MF3/22, 2747 nucleotides long. RefSeq lists its product as uncharacterized. The transcript is spliced from 8 exons. The coding region runs from base 9 to 2633 and encodes 874 amino acids. The record is from RefSeq and is a predicted model, not a curated record. Lineage: Eukaryota; Fungi; Basidiomycota; Agaricomycetes; Hymenochaetales; Hymenochaetaceae.